UGCAGUUUCAAUAUUAGAAACUUUUGUAACAUUUGAGGGAGUAUAAAAAGAAAGAAGUGUGGGGAUCAAUGAUCCCAAAAAAGCAAAAACCUUUCUAAUAAAAGAACUCUUCUCUUUCAGCCAUCUUCUUCUUCAACUAUGGGUCGUCGUAAGAUUGAUAUCGCAGAGGUGAAGGAUCCCAACGACAGACAAGUUACAUUCUCAAAGCGCCGCACAGGUUUGUUCAAAAAAGCAAACGACUUGUCUGUAAAGUGCGGUGCAGAACUUGCUAUUGUCAUGUUCUCUCCUGCGAAAAGGCCUUACUCUUUUGGCCACCCAAGUGUUAAUGUUGUUGCAGACAAAUUUCUUCGGAAGAACCCAACGUCAAAUUACGUACGAGAAAAUGACGCACCCGAUGAUGAAGUUGAUGACAUUGAGAGGUUACGUCAACAGUUAUCUGUUGUUGAAGUUCACAUAAACGAGGAACAAAAGAAGGCUACGGAACUUGACGAGAGAGAGAAAGAACAAGAAACUUCAGAAGCCCAAAAUAAGGAAUUGCAGAAUUCACCUGUGCUCCGGCGUAUGGUGGAAGAUUAUGUUGAUGCGAUUGAGGUCUCAGAGUGUAUGUUGCUUCUGGCGAAAGAACCUGUAAUUGGAAUAUCAAAUCGACCAAUUUGCAAGAGAAGAAGAAGGAAUUGAUACUCAGUACCAUCAAAAUUAUCUUUGCAUCUCUUAUGUAAAAGAGUGUUUGUUGAGAAAAUAAUAUUGUAUAUCAAAGAGUAACAAAUAAACUCUCUAUAGUUAUUGUGUUCGUGUUGUUAUUAAUCGUAUGCAA
Vigna unguiculata (cowpea) is the source of this 814-nucleotide messenger RNA. Its product is annotated as agamous-like MADS-box protein AGL29. NCBI's taxonomy places the organism in Eukaryota, Viridiplantae, Streptophyta, Magnoliopsida, Fabales, Fabaceae. Gene Ontology annotation, biological process: regulation of transcription by RNA polymerase II. Gene Ontology annotation, molecular function: RNA polymerase II cis-regulatory region sequence-specific DNA binding; DNA-binding transcription factor activity, RNA polymerase II-specific; protein dimerization activity. The record is from RefSeq and is a predicted model, not a curated record.